UCCGGUUACGCCGGGAGAGAAACACGCAGUGGUUCACCGCUCCUCCACACACACUUCACCGCAUGUUGUACCACCAUACAGCGCUCUUUUCUGGAGGACCCUGGGCAUUGGGACAUGCCGUGACAAUGGAGAUAGUUCUUCUCUCUCAUGUUGAUAGAUCUCAAGAUCAGAGGCAAUGGAUGAUGAAACAUGCAGAAACUACUUGCUAAUCACUUGCUGAUAAUAUAAAUGAAUGUCAUGUGCCAACACAACACUGGAUACUAUAUGAAGUCAUAAUUAAUGAAUAGCCAAUGAACAGCCUCCAAAGUGAUUUAAACAGAAGCUUAUGGAUCACAGCUAGGGACUUCUAAUGGCUAAACCUCAUUCCGUGAGUUUUUUUCUCUUUUGGGUCAACUGGAGCGCUGUAGAAUGGAGGUCCCAUUCCAGACAUUCUCUCAAGGGUCUGUCACGCUACCUCCAAGGAGAAUGAGCAAUUUUCAACAGAUGGAGAUAUGUGCAUGUCGCUACUGAACUGGUCCAGUGGUUUCUUUGACUGGACAGAUAGCUAAUAGUACCCUGAAGAGGAGGAUAUAACUUGACCCAUGAAGAAGUAUGUGGAUGAGGAGCCAGGCUGCAGUUUAAAGAGAGGGUGAACUGGGAAUAGACAGUAAAGGUUUGAACAAAUAUUGCUUUGUGCACUGCAGCUGGGAAAUAUGAUACGAUAGUCGAGAGACAAAACAGAAACAGUUCUUCAUCUUUAAUAUUAAAGAUGUACACUGGUGGAUUCAACAAAGCUGCUCAGGUGUAGCCAUCUUUUGGCUGAUCUUUGGGUCUCACUUUUAAUGAGACACAGAGAUGCCCCAAAAAUAUUGAACUGCAUCAUCCUAACCACCUUGUUGUUGAGGUUAUCAGUUACAAUGCUUCGGAGGGGUCUACUUGCCUGGCUCUCUCGGGUGGGUGUUCUGUUAGUGGUGAUAUGCUGUUGCCUUUCCCUCCUUUAUGUCAUCACUUGCAGUCCUCACACUGAUGAACCAAUUGCUGGGCAACUCUUGCCUAGGGCUGGAGGUAUUGGGAUAGCAGGUGGAUCAAGCCACCUACGUGGGGUUGGAGGUGCCCUUAUUGGCCCUGCCGGACGGGAAGGGUUCCAGGCCUUGCUACAAGAGCGAGAAGACCAGCACCGGCAGCAUAUUGCCAGCUUGAAGAAACAAAUUGCCCAACUUAAAGAGGCUCUCCAAGAACGCAGCGAACAACUCAAAGGAGUGCAAGACUCUUUAGAGAAGACGGCUGGGAAGGGAACAGGGGGCAGCGUGGCCGAUGAUCACAGUUAUACUGACCUGCAAGAGUUCCUUCGCAGCCAGCUGAGCCAGGCUGAGGUACACACUGGUGUACGACUGCCAAGCGAAUACGCUGUGGUGCCCUUUGAGAGCUUCACCCUACAGCGUGUCUACCAGCUGGAAAUGGGGUUGACCCGCCACCCUGAGGAGAAGCCGGUGCGAAAGGAUCGUAGGGACGAGCUGGGCGAGGUGGUGGAAAGUGCACUGCAUGCCCUUAAUGCCCGAAAUUUAGGAGGAGACAAAAUGAAAGCCAGCAAAGUCUACACACCAUCUGACUUUAUAGAAGGCAUCGCACGCACAGAGAAGGACAAGGGCACACUGUAUGAGCUGACUUUCCGUGGUGAGCAGAAGCAGGAGUUUCGCAGGCUGGUUCUCUUCCGGCCCUUUGGCCCUCUCAUGAAAGUGAAGAGUGAGCUUGUGGAGACAGCCAACAUGCCCAUUAACAUUGUGGUGCCUCUAGCUCAGAGAGCUGACAAAUUCAGACAGUUUAUGCACAAUUUCAGAGAGGUGUGUGUAAAGCAGGACGGGCGGGUGCACCUUACCGUGGUUUAUUUUGGAAAGGACCAGAUGAAUGAGGUCAAACGAACCUUGGAGAACACAUCGAGGGAGCUAAACUUCCGUAACUUCACACUGAUUCAGCUGAAUGAAGAGUUUUCUCGCGGCCGAGGGCUGGACGUGGGUGCUCGUGCCUGGAAGGGAGGGAAUGUCCUACUCUUCUUCUGUGAUGUUGAUAUCUUCUUUACAGCUGACUUCCUGAACACAUGCCGCCUGAAUGCUCAGCCCGGAAAGAAAGUGUUUUACCCAGUUCUCUUCAGCCAGUAUAACCCAGCUGUAAUCUACGGCAGCCAUGAUCACAUCCCCCCUGUGGAACAGCAGCUGAUCAUUAAGAAAGACACUGGCUUCUGGAGGGACUUUGGCUUUGGAAUGACCUGCCAAUACAGAUCGGAUUUCAUCAAUAUUGGUGGUUUCGAUGUGGACAUUAAAGGCUGGGGCGGCGAGGACGUCCAUUUAUACAGGAAAUACCUCCACAGCAAAUUGCUGGUAGUGCGCGCCCCAUCGCGUGGCCUCUUCCAUCUUUGGCACGAGAAACGCUGUGCUGAUGAACUUCCCCCAGACCAGUACAAGAUGUGCAUGCAGUCCAAAGCCAUGAACGAGGCCUCACACGGGCAGCUGGGCAUGCUGCUCUUCCGUCACGAGAUUGAAGCACACCUCCGAAAACAGAAACAAAGAAGCGGAGCCAAAAAAGCUUGAUGCUCUUAAAGGGAUAGUUCACCCAAAAAUUUUAAUUCUGUCAUCAUUUACUCAAACCCUUAUGAAUUUUUUGAUCUGUAAUACACAAAAAGAAAUGUUAGGAAGAAUGUUAGUCUGUCAGCCUAAGCAAGUCAUACGGGUUUUGAACAACGUAAAAGUUAGUGACUGAUGACAGAAUUUUCAUUUCUGACUGAACUAUCCCUUUAAAUCAUAGAUGAGAAAAGGAAGUGUAGAAAUUAAAAAGUGUGGCCUUCAGUGAAGAGCUGGCUUAAGUAAGACUGCACAAAUGCAAAUAUGCGAACCCAAACACUGAGAUAAUCAAGUGACGCCACAGGAACGCAGCAAGAGACAGAUGAGAUAGUCAAGUGCAGAAGAUGGCCUUAAAGUCUUCAUGGACACUUUUGAUUGUUAAAAUGAUCCUUCAUCUGCAGUAUUAUCCAGAUACAGCGCAUGAUGUCUGUAAUACACUUGUGCACUUCAGUGAGAAGUAUCUACUAUGCUAAUAAAUUGCUGUCUUUUGGAAAGCAUUCUGUGCUACUGGAGGUACUGUACGACGCCAACUAUUAAUGGUACGGGAGACUGAGGAGUGUUGGAACACAUUUUGUGUCAACAAUUGUAACUUUGUGCUAUGUAUCACAAACUAUGAUAUAAAAUUCCUUUAUUUAUCUGAUACAAAUUAAAGUAGUUUAAAAAUCUUCUAAUUAUCCCUAAACUGUGUACAUUUAUGGCAAGUUAUGGGUCCAGACCUAGUACUUUGGACAUUAGUGUUACCUCAAGCUAGCAAUUCAGUGUUACUAGAGUGUUAGUACACUAUCAUGCAAAAGCGAGAUGUAUAUUCUCAGUUAAUGCCAUUUUGGCAAAGUAUUGGUUAUUUUAUGAGAUUACAUGACUUUUGUCUCUUAGAUAAGCUUUCUCAAAGAGUAAAAUUGGUUAAAAUGGGCUUGACUGUGCCCCAUGUUGGAAAACAGAAUAGUAGACAGAAAAUGCCUUAUUGCUUUUUGACGUAAAGUAGUUUGUACAGCUGAAUUGUUAGUUUCUCAGUCAGUAAGAGAAAGACUAUAAGGGCCUUAAUGUAUGUAUUUAAAAGUGACAACUGUGCUAACAGUUAUUAUGACGACUGGUUCAAAGAAUUGCAGUGAUAAUUGCUAUUUUUAGUUUUGUUUUGAAAGUUACCCUUCUUUUGAUUUAUUGAAGAUGUGGCGCCAUCUACUGGUGCCGUGUAUUAAAAUGACUUGUGACCGCAUGGUCUUAUCCAUAACACAACAUUUAUUUAUAACUGGUCAGACAAGCAUUGGAAAUAUAUUUUUAAUUAGAUUUUUAUUUUUAAAGAGACCAAGAACUAUAAUGUUUUAUAUUUUGUAUAAGAGCCUAAUGAAUUUGCAAAUAGUACUACUGGAGAUUAACAGUAUUAGGAGGGUUUAUUUCGAUUACCCUUCCAAACACAAUUGGUGCACAAUUUACAAUCUUCAGAAGUCUCAAGGCUUCAGUUUUAACAGAGGUUUAUUGACGUUCAGGCCUGUCAGAUAUCAAAGACUUCCGGGAGCAAAGCACUCCAGAAACUGUAUAGAAUAGCUUUAAAAGUAUUAUUUAUUGAGGGACAUGAUGCUUUGUAUGACCCUUUUUACCCCCAACAGUCAAAUAUUGUAUGUCUAUUUCUUGAAAUAAUUUGUUUUGAGACAUAUUAGUUAUGAUUUAUUGUAAAUGAUUUUCUUUAUUUCAAGGACAAAGCAGAAUAAAGUGAAGCAAAAUUGAA
Molecule: messenger RNA, 4317 nt
Organism: Myxocyprinus asiaticus (Chinese sucker)
Lineage: Eukaryota; Metazoa; Chordata; Actinopteri; Cypriniformes; Catostomidae
Product: chondroitin sulfate N-acetylgalactosaminyltransferase 1-like
Exons: 8
Coding region: 822-2564 (580 amino acids)
Cellular component (GO): Golgi cisterna membrane
Molecular function (GO): glucuronosyl-N-acetylgalactosaminyl-proteoglycan 4-beta-N-acetylgalactosaminyltransferase activity
Source: RefSeq, a predicted model, not a curated record